GCGGGGGCCAUGACGCCCUACAUGCCCCAAGCAUUAAAGAAACGGCUCCUGCACCCUUAGAAUCAGAAAAACUGCUGGCCGCGUCAUGACCAUGGUUCGAAAAUGAUAAGCCCAUUUUCAACCACCACUACCACAGGUAACCGGAGGAGGAUCCACGCAGUAGCCUCAAAGGUGGUGGCCCGAGUGGCAACCGAAGGCUGCCUGACAGCCACUGAGAAUGGUGCACGCUGGUACAAACCAGGCACGGAAGUCUCAGAAGCCCUGUAAAGCCGGCAGCCACUGAGAGCGGUGACACAUAUAUUGGCGCGAGCCCUGCACAGAGGCCUCAGAAGCCCUGGAGGCUGGACGGCCACUAAAAGUGGUGCAAACUGGCGCGGGUUCGGAGCAGAAGCAUCGGAAGCUCUCUACAACAGGCAGCCACCGACAGCAGUGCGAAAGGGCGCGAGCCCAGCACAGAAGUAUCAGGGCCUACUAGCGUUGCUUCUCCCGCCCCCCCCCCCCGCACGCCGGGGGGGCUCUCAUGUCCGCUGGCUCCCACUGGCGGAGCUGCCGCCGUUGCGUUCCCACCGCCACCCGCCAGCCGCCGGGAAAUAGAGUGCAGCCCGUCGAUCCCGAGGAGGCGGCCACGCGCACGCCCUGCUUCCGAACGGGCUGGCCGCGUCACGCCAUGGUCUCAGGGCCCGACCCCUCGAAGGCGAGGCCCCUUCAACUGCGGCCCCCUCCCGCGCCGGGGCGUGGCGGCGCCGCGCCACGGGCCCAGCGAGGCGCUCGGCGGCGCUCGGCGGCAACGCAACGAAGCAGCGACGACGCUUGCGAAGCGGCAAAGCGGCGAAGCGGCAAAGCGGCGAAGCGGCGAAGCCGCGCAGCCGCGCAGCGGCGCAGCGGCGAAGCGGCGAAGCGGCGACGACGACGCAGCGGCAAAGCGGCCGCGUCGGGCGACGACGAAGCGACGACGGAGACGGCGCCGCGACGAAGCGACGAGGCGGCGGCGCGACAACGACGACGGCGGCGGCCGCGAGCGCGCGCCCUGGCAGCGUCACCCACCGAGAGAUGUUUUUUGUUGGGGGGGAAGCCCUGGCCUUCGAGGAGCGGGGUGUCGGCCACGGACUGCUCGAUGAGCUCGCCGCGCUUGCGCUCGGCAUCCUCCACGCCCACGGGCACGGGAGCAUGCGCACCGCCUCCAUCACCAGCAGCAUCGGGCGCGCGCCCCGAGGGAUUGGGCGCGCCGCGAAGAGGCCAGAGCCGGGCCCCCGGGCCCGCCCGCGGGGCCCUGCGGCGAGGGGAAACGACACGCGGGCGGGGGGGUGCCAGCUUCAGGCCGGGCCUGCCCCCCUACAGGGAGAGUCUGGGCGAAAAAUCCAAGCCCUGCCCGAACCCAGAACCUCGGACCUGCCCGCCUCCCGCUGGCCCGCACCCGCGCUGGGCCGCCUCAGAGCCCAGAGCCCGGGGCGGCUCCAGGUCGGGAGACCCUUCGCGCCACGAGCGAGGGUGGGCAACGCGGCGGAGGCCACGAAUCGGCGGCGAGCCACGGAGGGGGAUGAGGAGGAGGAGGAAGGCCCGCCCCCUCCCCCUCCCCCCCCGCCGAGCUGGGCGCCGACUGCAGGCCAUGCCUGCGAGGGCGGCUGCCCAAGCCGAGUGCCCGAGGCAGGCGCGGGGCGUCGCUCCCCCGCGGGAGCGCGCGCACGGGCGGGCAGGGAGGCGGAGGGAGGAGGGAACACGGACAGAGUAGAGGCGCGGAGAAGAAGGGACAGGCGAGAAUGCGGCAGGAGCCAAAACUGCUGCGAAAGUAUUGUGUGCGGCGCCCGAGUCCCUCGCCCUCGCGAAGACCGCAGCGCGCCGCGCGCAAGGUUUCCCGGUGCCGGGAAAAGACACCAGCUCAUCUCGAGGUGUGGGCCGCCGCCGUGCAACAACCGUCAAAAAAAAAACUCGGGGCGGCCGCCGGGAGCACGAAGGCACACUCCGACCCUCGCCCUCGCUGGCAAGCUGCACCGAGGCCACACGGAACGCUUGGCGGUCUGUGGCGGUCGGCGUCCGCAGCGGGGCGCGUCCGCAGCUCGAGUGCGGCGGGUGCGGAGGAGAGGGCGAGGCAAGACGGGAAAGGGGGGAAGCGGCCGCGGAACGGCCAGGGAGCUCUCGGGCCACGCAGGUCUUCCGGCGGCGCCGGAGGUGAGGCUCCUGAGCUCGGCACCGGCAUGGCAGAAGGGCGGAGGGCGUGCUCCCAAGAGAGUAAGAGGCAAGCUGGGCACCCGAGAGAGCGCGGCCCGGCCAGCGCGGAGUCUCACGCGCCGGAGAAAAACGCCACCCUGGAGCGCAUGCUGCGACGUCGGGGCAUCGAGCAAAAAUCGCGACGGAAACUUCUGCCGACGUGUUCGGCCUCCGCGGGGGCCAUACUCCCCGCCCCAGGGACCGUCAAAACGCGGCUCGGGAGUCAAGGAACAAUCCGCGGGGAGAGGUCGAGAUCCCGGGGCGCCCACGUCGCGAACAAACUGGGUCGCCAGAGGGGAGGGCAAGGCAAGAUCUCGCCGCGCAAGUCUCGACGGCCCCGCGGGGCAAACUACUCUUUGGCCGAAGCCAGGUAGCCGCCGAGCGGGGGCUCCCCCAUGCCGGUCGGAGCGCAGGCGUGGCCCUGCUGUGGCCAGGGCGGGCUGGGGCCAGGAUGCCCCACGAACUGCCCGCCGAGCUGCGGCUGGAACUGAAGAUGGACACUGUCGUGGCCGGCCUGCGGCCAGGGUGUGCCGUAGGCGUGGGUCCCUCCAGCCUGGCCGUGGCCAAAACCUCCAGCCUGGCCGUAGCCAAAACCUCCAGCCUGGCCGUGGUGAAAGCCCACAACCUGGACGCACGUGCCGGGAUGCCCCCCGACCUGGCCGUGGCGGAAGCCUCCGGCUGCGACAGGAUGUCCUCCGGCCUGGCCGUGGUUGAACUCGCCGACGAAUUGGGCCAUGGGGCUCCCGAUCGAUCCUGGGGAUCAUGCUGGUCAGGGGCCGCCUCGUUCUGCUUCAUCGCGUUCUUCCACAUCGCCCUCGACAUCCUUCUGUCGGCAAGCUCCUGGGCGACCUUAUCCAUGCCACACGUGCCUUUGUAGCACAUCCAAGCGCAGAACACGAAUACCACGAAAACUACGAAUGCAAUGACAGCAUACGUGACCACAGAUUCCUUGAACCAAGAGAUGGAUGGCUCCUUCUUAUUCAUGAACCUUCUCCAAUUGGCCCAAUUGAUUCGGUCUGUUGUGUCGAAUACAUGCCCGUACUGGGAAAAGUCGACGUUGAUGGAGUUGGGAAUGCGGCCGAUGUCGAGGAGCUUUUGGUGAAGCUGUUCAAGUUGCGAGACAUAUCCUAAGCACGUAUUUCCAAACCCAUUCCCCUCGCAAUCUGUAUUCUCUGCGUAAUACCUGAUCCUGCCCGACAUUGGCUCGUAGUCGGAAGCUGGGAACACAACCUCGUUCAAGGUCUUGGCAAGCAUCCAGCUACAGCUUCCGUAUAUCCCACUGAGCGCAGUGAGCGCAGCUUGCCCAGUGAACCAAGCUUGUGCAUUAAAAUCCGCCAGCUCCUCCGAGACUGAUUCGUGGACGCCUUGUGAUCUGAACACAUCGAAGAUGUAGAUACUCUGGUCGAUCGCAUUGUCAAAAUCGCCUGGAAGCAUGUGACUAUCAGACCAUGCGGCAAGAGUAUUCACCAUCUCUGACGCGGAAAGGCCGGCAUACGUCGGUGACCACGAGUACUUGACCCAACUGUCCUUUCUCCCUACGAAAAGUAACCGACGACGCGACCUCACCAGGUCACCGAGAGUAGGUAUGGUAUGGUUCCCUAUCUCCCAGUGUGCGCAACCUACGGAGCGGUUACCGAGGUCAGGCUGCGACAAGUCGCUGAGUGUGCUACCGCACUGACCAAACACAUCCACCAAAAACUUGUCUAACAUCAUGGAGUCCUCCUUGCCCGAACCGCAAACGCCAGAUGGGUCUAAAGAGGCAGCCGACAGAUAGAUAUCUGACAUAUGGAAUGCAACAACUUCAGUUGGGUUCGACUCUAACCAAUCUUGUAUAUGUUGCAAGAUGUCCGUAAGCCUCAUCCCAAAAGCUGCCCAAUCAUCGUCGGUACCCUUGGAACCAUGGCAUGUGUACACCUUUUCAGGGCAUGGCUCGUCAUCUAUGUCGCAAAGAUCGACGCUGAAAAAGCGCACCCCCAUGUCCAACUGUUCUGUGAAGUCGUGGAAAUGGUUGUUGUAAUAGCAUUUCGUGAACAGUUCACCGAAUUCCGCUGGAACUUCUGGGGCCACGCCACCGGUGUUGUCCGCGAGUAUACUCCCAGUCCAGCUGGCUGGAGUCAAAUCGAAUGAGCCCGAGUUGUGCGUGCCUGUAAAGGUGAACCUGUUGAGAGGCAGAUCGCACCACUCAUCUCGACCGUUGCACGCAGAGGCACAGCGCAACAACGCGUAGAUAACUCCAGAGACACCCCAGAACUUAAAGCCACAACAGGCCGGCCACGACAUCACGGGUCUGCCCAACUUCCGAGGAGCAACUGAGUGAAGCCCCUCGCUAGCCGACAGGCU
Prorocentrum cordatum is the source of this 4545-nucleotide messenger RNA. The record is from the annotation of a GenBank genome assembly. NCBI's taxonomy places the organism in Eukaryota, Dinophyceae, Prorocentrales, Prorocentraceae.